AUGUGUAGGCUUCACCCCUGGGUGAGGUGCUGGCCCCUCUGUGUGGCCAGCAUGGUGGGGGUCCUCACCUGUGCCUUCCUUCUCCUGGGUAGCUGGGGGCUCCCAGGUGUCUGGCAGAGUUUUCUUCAGGCGUUGGAGCCAGAGGAGGCGUCCUCCUACUUUGGCCCUGACACUACCUUCAAAGGCCAUCCUUCCUCCCUUGGCCUCCAGAGAUGGAGACGGGCUGUAGCAGGCACCCUGCACCUAGAACUGCUGGUGGCUGUGGGCCACGAUGUCUACCAGGCUCACCAGGAGGACACGGAACGCUAUGUGCUCACCAACCUCAACAUUGGGUCAGAACUGCUGAGGGACCCGUCCUUGGGGGCUCAGUUCCAAAUGCACUUGGUGAAGAUGGUCAUCCUGAGGGACCCCCAGGAUGCCCCCAACAUCACAGCCAACAUCACUUCAUCUCUGAGGAGUGUCUGUGAGUGGAGCCGGACAAUCAACCCCAAGGAUGACAGGGCCCUUGGGCAUGCUGACCUGGUCCUCUACAUCACCAGGUUUGACCUGGAGUUGCCUGAUGGUGACCGGCAGGUGCGGGGAGUCACCCAGCUGGGGGGUGUCUGCUCCCGCUCCUGGAGCUGCCUUAUCACUGAGGACACUGGCUUUGACCUGGGGGUCACCAUCGCUCAUGAGAUUGGGCACAGCUUAGGCCUGGAGCACGACGGCGCGCCCGGCAGCGACUGCGGCCCCGGCGGCCACGUAAUGGCGUCUGGUGGCUCCGCGCGCGCCCACGGGGGCCUGGCCUGGUCCGCCUGCAGCCGCCGGCAGCUGCAGCACCUGCUCAGCGCAGGCCGGGCGCGCUGCCUGCGGGACCCUCCCGGGACUGAGCCCACCGUGCUCCCGGCGGAGGCGCAGCCUGGCCUCUACUACGGCGCCGAUGAGCAGUGCCAGGUGGCCUUCGGGCCCGCGGCUGUGGCCUGCACCUUUGCCCGGGAGGACCUUGACAUGUGCCAGGCUCUCUCCUGCCACACAGACCCUCUGGACCGAAGCAGCUGCAGCCGACUCCUCAUUCCUCUCCUGGACGGGACAGAGUGUGGUGUGGAGAAGUGGUGCUCCAAGGGCCGCUGUCUCUCCCUGGCGGAGCUGGGCCUGGUGGCGGUGCAUGGACGCUGGUCUAGCUGGGGCCCCCUAAGUCCUUGUUCUCGCUCCUGUGGAGGAGGUGUUGUCACACAAAGGCGGCGGUGUAACAACCCCAGACCUGCCUUUGGGGGGCAUGCAUGUGUUGGUGCCGACCUGCAGGCAGAGAUGUGCAACACUCAGGCCUGCAAUAAGACUCAGCUGGAGUUCAUGUCUGAGCAGUGCGCUGAGACGGAUGACCAGCCACUGUACCUCUCGCCGGGCAGCAGGUCCUUCUACCGCUGGGGUGCUGCAGCCCAGCACAGUCAAGGGGACGCUCAGUGCAGACACAUGUGCCGGGCCAUUGGGGAGAACUUCAUUGUAAGGCGUGGAGAUAGCUUCAUGGAUGGAACCCGGUGUGUGCCACCCAGCCCACAGGAGAAUGGGGCGCUGAGCCUGUGCGUGUCGGGAAGCUGCCGGACAUUUGGCUGUGAUGGCAGGAUGGACUCACAGCUGGUGUGGGACGUGUGCCAGGUGUGUGGAGGCGACAACAGCACUUGCAGCCCACAGAAUGGCUCUUUCACGGAUGGGAGAGCCAAAGAAUAUGUCACAUUUCUGACGGUCACUCCCAACCUGACCAGUGUGUACAUUGCCAACCACAGGCCUCUCUUCUCACACUUGGCGGUGAAGGUUGGAGACCGCUAUAUCGUGGCUGGGAAGGCAAGCAUCUCCCCCAGCACCACCUUCCCCUCCGUCCUGGAGGAUGGCAGAGUUGAGUACAGGGUGACCCUCACCGAGGACCGGCUGCCCCGCCUUGAGGAGAUCCAUAUCCGGGGACCCCUCCAGGAGGCCGUGGAGAUCCAGGUUUAUAGAAAAUACAAUGAGGAGUAUGGUGACCUUACCCGCCCAGACAUUGCCUUCUCCUACUUCCAGCCUAAGCCACAGCACGGCUGGGCGUGGGCUGCCAUGCAUGGGCCCUGCUCGGUGAGCUGUGGGGCAGGUCUGCGCUGGGUGACGUACAGCUGCCUGGACCAGGCCAGGAAGGAGCAGGUGGAGGCCGCCUUGUGCCAAGGGAGCCCGCAGCCACCAGCAUGGUCAGAGGCCUGUGUCAACGAGCCCUGCCCCCCAUACAGGAAGAUGUCAGACCCUGGCCCAUGUGUGUCAGCCAGUGGAGCAGGCCUGGCCUCGAAGAACAUGACAUGUGUGCAGAGGCCGGAUGGCUUGGAGGCUCCAGCGACUGCAGGGCCCAGCUCCGUAGGAGAGAAGGCACCUGUUUUUGAGCCAGCUGCCAGCUCUCCAGGGAAAGAGGCCCCUUCCCCAGCAGGUGGUGCCAGACAAGGGGCUGGUGCUACACACGUGUGGACCCCUCUGGUGGGGCCGUGCUCUGUCUCCUGCGGGCGAGGCCUGAUGGAGCUGUGGUUCCUGUGCACGGACUCUGCCCUCAGGUUACCUGUGGAGGAGGCGCUGUGUGACCUAGCAGGGAAGCCUGGGAGCCGGUGGACGGUCUGCCAGGCUGACCCAUGCCCUGCCCAGUGGCGGUACAAGCUGGCGGCCUGCAGUGUGAGCUGUGGGGGCGGGGUCGUGAGGAGGACCCUGUAUUGUGCCCGGGCCCAGGGGGAGGACGGUGUGGAAGAGAUCCUGCCAGACACCCAGUGCCAGGGGCUGCCUCGCCCAGAGCCCCAGGAGGCCUGCAGCCUGGAGCCCUGCCCGCCCAGGUGGAAAGUCACCUCCCUGGGCCCAUGCUCAGCCAGCUGUGGCCUCGGCACUGCCAGGCGCUCAGUGGCCUGCAUGCAGUUUGACCAAGGCCGAGACACAGAGGUGGAUGAGGCAGCUUGCGCAGCUCUGGUUCGGCCCCAAGCCAGUGUCCCCUGCCUUAUUGACGACUGUGCCUACCGGUGGCAUGUCAGCUCCUGGACAGAGUGCUCCGUUUCCUGUGGGGACGGCGUCCAGCACCGGCAGGACACCUGCCUGGGACCCAGAGCCGGGGUGCCGGUGCCAGCAAACUUCUGCCAGCACCUGCCCAAGCCAGUAACCCUGAGGGGCUGCUGGGCUGGGCCCUGUGCAGAGCAGGGGACACCCGGCCCAGUGCCCCAUGAGGAAGCUGCUGCCUUGGGCCAGACUACAGUGGCACCUGGUGCUGCUUCCCUGGAGGGACCUCAGCCCCAGGCCCACCUCCACCCCCCAACUUCCCAAACUCUGGAGUUCCUGCCCAGACCACAGGAAAGAACAGCACAGCCCAGUGCCUGUGGCGGGCAGCACCUCGAGCCCAUAGGAACCAUUGACAUGCGAGGCUGGGGGCAGGCAGACUGUGCCGUGGCCAUUGGGCGACCCCUGGGGGAGGUGCUGACCCUCCAAGUCCUUGAGAGUUCCCUCAACUGCAGCACAGGGGAGAUGCUGCUAUUCUGGGGCCGGCUCACCUGGGAGAAGUCCUGCACAAGGCAGGCUGGCGAGACCUUCAGCCCCAACACCAACACGCUGGUGGUGAGGCAGCACCGUAAAAGGCGGGCGGGCGGAGUGGUGCUGCGGUAUUGGAGCAGGCCUGCUGCGGGAACGGUCCACAGAGAAUGUGACAGGCAGCUGUUUGGACCCCGAGGUGAAAUCAUCAGCCCCUUGCUGAGUCCAGACAGGAGGAAUACAGGGGGCUGCCGGCUCUUCAUAGACGUGGCUCCGCAGGCCCGGAUUGCCAUCCAUGCCCUGGCCAUGGCCAUGGGCACCGGGACCAAGGGAACCAAUGCUAGCUACAUCUCGAUCCGGGAGACCCACAGUUUAAGGACUACAAUGUUCUAUGGGCAGCUGCUCUACUGGGAGUCAGAGGGCAGCCAGGCUGAAAUGGAAUUUAGCGAGGGCUUUCUGGAGGCACAAGCCAGUCUUCGGGGCCACUACUGGACCCUCCCAUCUCGGGAGUCGGAAGAGGACAGCCUGGCUGGGCCCUGCCCUAGCUUCCUCUGCAAGCACAUUGCCCACUUACCCCCAUCCUGGAAGGGAAAGGAGCGAACCUGACAUUUACUGAGCACUUCUUAGGGGUUUGGCCAGCCUUGGAGGGUUGACCUCUGAUCGCUGAGUGCUUUCCAAUUCUAACUUAAGGUCUUCUCCAGCGUCCAAAAGGCUAGGAGACAGGGACUCUGUAGAAGGGUCUCCUCCAGCCCCUCAGGUACCAAUAAAUGAAACCUGUACCCCUAUUGGAGUUUUCUUCUCAUAACCUG
Molecule: messenger RNA, 4301 nt
Organism: Nycticebus coucang (slow loris)
Lineage: Eukaryota; Metazoa; Chordata; Mammalia; Primates; Lorisidae
Gene: ADAMTS13
Product: ADAM metallopeptidase with thrombospondin type 1 motif 13
Exons: 28
Coding region: 1-4098 (1365 amino acids)
Biological process (GO): proteolysis; extracellular matrix organization
Cellular component (GO): extracellular matrix
Molecular function (GO): metalloendopeptidase activity
Source: RefSeq, a predicted model, not a curated record